UUAACCUGUCUAGCACUAUAGCCAUGCGAUACCUGCCCUUUAUCGCAUUUUUCCUGUUUGCUCUUCUGGCCCUGUCUGUGGGCGAGGAAUUUUGCAAUUGUAAUCUUAUCUAUAGACCAUUGUGCGCAUCGAACUCCAAGACCUAUAACAACUACUGUGAAUUCAAGUGUGAAGUUAAAAGGGGAAGCCCCAUAACAGUGGUAAAAUGGAAACAGUGCAAUGAAAGUGCGGGGAAAAUAAAGAUAGAUUGCCAAUUGCCUAUAAACUUACAGUUGUGUAAAAGUAUAAAAUCUAAUCGAAAAGAUCCAAUCGCUAUAGCUUAAACUAUGUUUACACAAACGGCAUUGUUGAAAUCUUCUUCGCAGUAUAUAUUUCCAAUAGGUUCAUGACAAUGCAAAUAAAUAUAAAAUUUAAAUAC
Messenger RNA from Drosophila melanogaster (fruit fly), 418 nucleotides. It is a transcript of the gene Sfp33A3, whose product is annotated as seminal fluid protein 33A3. NCBI's taxonomy places the organism in Eukaryota, Metazoa, Arthropoda, Insecta, Diptera, Drosophilidae. The transcript has a single exon. The record is from RefSeq and is marked reviewed. Gene Ontology annotation, molecular function: serine-type endopeptidase inhibitor activity. The coding region runs from base 24 to 323 and encodes 99 amino acids.